This is a messenger RNA of Gaeumannomyces tritici R3-111a-1, 2327 nucleotides long. RefSeq lists its product as hypothetical. Gene Ontology annotation, molecular function: lipoate synthase activity; 4 iron, 4 sulfur cluster binding. NCBI's taxonomy places the organism in Eukaryota, Fungi, Ascomycota, Sordariomycetes, Magnaporthales, Magnaporthaceae. The record is from RefSeq and is a predicted model, not a curated record. The coding region runs from base 620 to 1939 and encodes 439 amino acids. Gene Ontology annotation, biological process: lipoate biosynthetic process. The transcript is spliced from 2 exons. Gene Ontology annotation, cellular component: mitochondrion.
GUGCCAUUCAAUCCAUUCUGUCUGAUUCUGUCGCUCCUCAGACGCAGACUCAGGGGAACCAGCCAAUGAAUCGGUCCAGGGGCCUCUGCCUUUUGACACUAGACCGAGUUGUUCCAGGUUCCAUGUCGGUUUCAUGACUUUGCCAACGAAUAACCGUGCAGUGGCUAUUGAGAGCAAAAACGACAGCUGCCAAAAAGUAUCCACGCGCUCAGGUGCAUCAACGGGUGCAGCAUGCGCUUGAUAUGCAGCAGAUGCAUUUAGGCUCUAGGCAGGCGAGAAGGCUUCAUUCAGCGUGGUUGGCAUAGCGCAUCACGUGCUGUGGCAAUUGUGCUGUGGCAAUUGCAGGAUUCGAGACGGCGGGAUCUCGUGACUUUCCCGCUGGCCAAGCGCAGGGGGCACGGUGCCCGCCGGACUGGCGGCCAGUGGCGGGCAAAGGCGGCGCCCCACGCGACGAAAUUUCCAGUUCAGGUCGGCCGCCCUCGUCGGAGCCUCUCCGGUGCGUCGGAUUGCCAACCCUUGAUGUGUGGACGGUCAUCCGUAGGUACCUACCUAGAUAUAAUACACACCGAACGACCUCCAAAGCACCGCCGCUGCCAGGCCCCGAGGCCCCUCUCCCACCAUGGCAUCAGCACUCCCCUCCACGCUCCGCCGCUCCGCCGUCGGCUCGCUCCGGCGGUGCCUCGCCGCCCCAUCUGUCGGCUCCGAAAGGCCAUACGCAACCACCGUCUCCUCUCCAGGGGCCAGCACAGGCACAAACGCGAGCAGUAGGGACAGCAGCAGCGAGUCCGCCGCCACACUAGCACCAACAACAGACCCCGCCGCCCCCCGGCCGACGUACUUCAAGGACACGACCGUCGCGCCCUUCUCCGACUUUGUCAGCUCCGCCGCCCCGCUGUCGCCGAGCGAGGCCUACACCCUCCGCACCGCCGAGGUCGGCCCGGCCGGCCGGCGCCGCACCAUCACGCGGCUGCCCGAGUGGCUCAAGACGCCGCUCCCCAACCCGGGCAGCAACGACAACUUCCGCAGCAUCAAGGCCGACCUGCGCGGCCUGGGCCUGCACACGGUGUGCGAGGAGGCGCGCUGCCCCAACAUCACCGAGUGCUGGGGCGGCUCCUCCAAGGCGGCCGCCACGGCCACCAUCAUGCUCAUGGGCGACACGUGCACGCGCGGCUGCCGCUUCUGCAGCGUCAAGACCAACCGCAACCCGGCGCCCCUCGACCCGCACGAGCCCGAGCACGUGGCCGAGGCCCUGGCCCGCUGGGGGCUGGGCUACGUCGUGCUCACGAGCGUCGACCGCGACGACCUGGCCGACGGCGGCGCCCGCCACUUUGCCGAGACGAUCCGCAAGAUCAAGGCCAAGAAGCCGACGCUGCUCGUCGAGGCCCUCACGGGCGACUUCGCCGGCGACCAUGACAUGGCCCGCCUCGUCGCCGACAGCGGCCUCGACGUCUACGCCCACAACAUGGAGACGGUCGAGGGCCUGACCCCCUACGUCCGCGACCGCCGCGCCACCUUCCGCCGCAGCCUGGCCCUGCUCGAGGACAUAAAGAAGUACAAGGGCGACGACGUCAUCACCAAGACGAGCCUGAUGUUGGGGCUCGGCGAGCAGGAGGAGGAGGUCUGGGACACGCUCAGGGAGUUGAGAAAGGCCAACGUCGACGUCGUAACCUUUGGCCAGUACAUGCGCCCGACCAAGCGCCACCUCAAGGUGGAAAAGUACGUGACCCCGGACGAGUUCGAGCUGUGGCGCCAGCGCGCCCUCGACAUGGGCUUCCUCUACUGCGCCAGCGGGCCCCUCGUCCGCUCCUCCUACAAGGCCGGCGAGGCCUUUAUCGAGAACGUCCUCCGGAAGCGCGCCGGCGAGAAGGCCGCUGCCGCUGCGGCCGCGGCCGUCGGCACCACUGCCAAUGCCUCGGCCCUCGCAGGCCCGGCCAUGUAGAAGGAGGCCUGCCUGCCUGCCUUCUCUCAGAAGGCUAGAUCGGAGCGCGCGCAAGCCAUCCGAAACCAUCAAACUUCAAUAACCCAUGUAUUACUUCUAUAGACGGCCUACUCGGCAUAAUGACGGAUUUUCUCUCUGGGAUGGGAUAGAAGGGGAAUACCAAUAAUUCAGCCUGUCUUUCACGGAGAGACGCACGUUCAUGUCAUUAAAGUGCUUGCAUGUUUGUUUGUUUGCUCUCGCGUCGAGGUCGACAUGGACGCGACGGAAAUCAGAGCUAGCAAACUGGCAGGGUAGACCUGGUAUCUCAAAACUACAUGUGGUCGACCCAUGACCUGUUCCGUAUCCGAAACUCCUGGCUCCCUGUGGUAUCUUUGGUGUAUCUUUUCCC